GAGAACGCGAUAAUCGUACAGAAGUCAUGAAAUGGCUGUAAUAAUAGGAGUUGUUAAUGUUGAAGAGCAGAAACUUACCUUCCUCCUUUCCUCCUUGUCGUCGACGAUUCCGAGAAUAGCUUCACACUCAUGUCUGGUUUUAGCUAGGAACACACCCCGAAGAGCAGAGAGUGACAGGUAGAACGGAACCUUCUUUCCCAGGCCGCCGGAUUCGGUGUCUCCGUCCCCACUCCUUCCCUGAAAUGUGGCGGAUGAACUGCGCCUUACGUGCGGGGCUCUUCUCUUCUUUGUGAAAGUGCCCGAUUCACCCUCAGGCGUCCCACUUUUUGUUACUGUAAUUCAGGCGCCGCGGAGGUGGAAAGUUUAAGUUUUAGUUGUAUUUGAGAUCACUGGUUGAGUGUUGUUAGUGGCGUAUAUAUUGUAUACGGAGCAUUUACAUUUCUUCAAGUGUUGGAGUGGAAAUAUGGGCGGUGCUGAGGAAGUUAAUACUGAUUUGUUCCAGAGACUUCAAUCAUCUUUCGGGAAGUCAUCAUCUUCAGCACUCUCCAACCAACAAGCUGGAUCAAUCAACCCACUUGACAUUCCCCAGCUGAAUACUUCCCAAUUUCAGAUUCAAAUGCGGCAGUUCUCUCCAAAUUUCUCCGCUGAAAAUACAAAUAAAAGGGCCGGCAUCCCGCCUUCCCAUCCUCAAAUGCCUCCAAUUUCACCUUAUUCACAGAUCCCGCAAACAUCCCGACAGAUGAAUCAUCAGAUGGGUGUCCAAAAUUUCACCACUUCAAGCUCAUUGCCUUCUCAUUCGCGCUCAUUAUCGCAGCCCUCAUUUUUCUCCCUUGAUUCCUUGCCACCAUUAAGCCCCUUGCCAUAUAAAGAAUCCCAUUUGACAUCUAUUUCCGACCAAAUGUCAACAGAUGCAACGAUGGGGGAACGGGAUGCCAAUUCACAUUCUUUAUUGCCCCCCUCUCAUUUCACCAAGUGUAACUCAUUGCGUGCAACAGGAGAUAAUCUUAGUCUUCCUCCUCGUAAGGCACACAGAAGGUCCAACAGUGACAUACCUUUCGGGUUCUCUAAUAUAAUGCAAUCUUCUCCACAGCUUAUCUCGUUAGACAGGUCACUGUCAUCAAAAGAUAGUCCAUGUGGCAAGCCCAUUCAGUUGGUUAAACGGGAAACUAGUGGCAGUGAGAGCAAUGGUGAAGGGACGGGGGAGAGAAAAUCUGAAGGAGAAGUUGUUGAUGAUUUGUUUUCUGCUUAUAUGAAUUUGGACACCAUAGAUGCAUUGAACUCUUCAGGAGGCGGUGAUGAUAAGCUGGGUAGUGAAAACCAUGAGGAUUUAGACAGUAGGGCUAGUGGGUCAAAGACAAAUGGUGCUGAUAGCAGUGAUAACGAAGCUACAAGCAGUGUCAAUGAAAGUGGGAAUAGCAUGCACAUAUCAGGAGUCCCUUCUUCAAAUGAAAAGAGGGAGGGGGUUAAAAGGAAUGCAGUGGGAGACAUAGCACCAACCACCAGACACUAUAGGAGUGUUUCCAUGGAUAGCUUUAUGGGAAAUCUUAACUUCUCUGAUGUAUCACCGAAGUUACCCCCAUCACCUGGAAACCACCCUGGGAGUCUCUCACCUACCAAUUCUCUUGAUUCAAAUUCAAACACGUUUAGUUUGGAGUUUGGGAAUGGUGAGUUUAGUGGUGCUGAACUUAAAAAGAUCAUGGCCAAUGAGAAACUUGCUGAGAUUGCUUUAACAGAUCCAAAACGUGCCAAAAGAAUUUUAGCAAACCGUCAAUCUGCUGCCCGUUCAAAGGAGCGCAAGAUGAGAUACAUUGCAGAGUUGGAACAUAAGGUGCAAACGCUGCAGACUGAAGCGACAACAUUGUCUGCUCAACUGACUCUCCUGCAGAGAGACUCUGCUGGGCUAACAAGCCAAAAUAAUGAGUUAAAGUUUCGUUUGCAAGCAAUGGAACAACAAGCUCAACUCCGUGAUGCCUUGAACGAAGCAUUGACUGCUGAAGUACAACGCUUGAAGAUUGCAACGGCAGAUCUGAACGGAGAGCAUACCAAGUUCCAACAGCUUUCAUUGAACAGCCAGAUGUUUCAGUCCCACCCUGCUGCUAGGAUCAACAUGCAUCAAUUGCACCAACAGCAACAACAAUCUUCUCAGCAACAAGCUCAGCAGCACAACAACAAUGCAUCAGCAAAGCAUGACUCAAAUCAAUAGGCUUUUCAUGUUUCAGUCUCCUCAAUUCAUUCAUUAGUUCUAUCUUUCCAGGAAAAAUGCCAAGGCACCACCACCCUUUACUUGUACACUCUUUGAAUGCUCUGCUGAAUUUCGGUUACUUAUAUAAAGUGGCUUUUUUAUUAGUAGGGUAGUAUAUAUAAAAAUAUAUUGUUUACUUGAAACUUAUGUAUCAUUAGAUGAGACAUUUGGUUGAAGGUGAACUCAGAUGUUUUGGCAAAUGUAGUGAUUUGUAUCAUGGAAUGAGACAUUUUGCUUGAAGGUGAACUCAGAUGUUUUGGCAAAUGUAGUAGUGAUUUGUAUCAUGGAAUCAGACAUUUGCGGUUGAAGGUGAACUCAGAUGUUUGGGCGAAUGUAGUGAUCUUCAGUGGCCCUUUUCUUGUUCUGGGAGUGCAUUUUGGAUGACUUAUUGUUUAAGAAUAAGUAUUUUUUUAAAGUGAGUUGUAGCGUUACUUUAAAAAGAAAUGUCUGACAAGGAAAUGAAUAUAAUGCUUUUAGUUCUUACUUAGAAUACACGUUUGUCUUUGUUUUAAGAAAGCAUAGGGUUGGCUUGCUUGAAUCAUCCCAUACAAACUCUCAUUCUCUGGAGGCCUUGAUUUUGUCAGGCUGUGCUGAUGAUGGCAAAUUGGCAAUAUGUUACUAGGCACUAGGCAGAUGGCUUGCUGUAUAGAGAAAGUUGAGUAUAAUAUGUUGGAAAUAGGGAAAAGAGCAACUUUUUAGCUAUUGCUUUAAUUGUCUACACCACCCUUAAUGCAAUCAAAUCUUUUAUCAACCCCAAUGUUUCCAUUCAUUUUAGUGGUGUCCUCAAAAUGGAU
This is a messenger RNA of Cuscuta epithymum, 3036 nucleotides long. Lineage: Eukaryota; Viridiplantae; Streptophyta; Magnoliopsida; Solanales; Convolvulaceae. The record is from the annotation of a GenBank genome assembly.